AUUAAUUGUUUCUUGGACCGUGGGGGUUAAUCUGUAACCAUAAACAGAACUUUGCUUUCUACAAAUCUAUUAAUCUGUUAAGUGGCUUUAAAAAAAAAAAAAAAAAUCUUAUUCCCACUGUGUUUAUGACAAACCCAGGCUGUAUUUUUUGAAGCGCCGCUUGCCUUUGUUUAAAUCUCAAGAAAUAUGAGCCGUUGACAAGGGAGUGGUUUGUGCCAACUGCAGUACAAGUUAUUCAGUACUUGCUCUCAAACCUGCUGUAUGUUUCAGCUCUGAGACACGGGCUCCAUCCCGCAGAUGUUCCAGUUGUGCUGCGCAGCUUGAUCAGUGUGUGAGAGAAGAGAAGGUUUGGCUCCAAGCGGUGUGGUGUGUUGAUGCAUAACUCCUUCAACAUGUUGGAUCCAAGAGUGAGCGAGAACAGAGGAAACCAGAUUCUGUCAACGGCCACCGACUUCAGCCAAGAUUAUAAAGGCUUUCUCAUCACUGAUCCCAGGCCACCAGGAUACAUCCAAGCUAUGCAGAAGAAGAACACUGUGAAAGAGCUGCUAAAGAUGAAACGACAGGUUUACGAACAGGAAUGGAACUUCUCACAGGAGGGCACCAACACGGAGCAUGAAUUUAAAUGUGCAAAACUCGAACCCUUUGACAGUGAUGCGAGUCCUCACAUACUGAGCCCUCGUGCACCAGCGAGCCCCAAAUUUACCCCAAAUUUCCAUCCCGCUUCUUCUCAAAAUGGUCACAUUACCCCACAACAAAUGCAACAUCCAGCUCCGCAGGGACAAGCGGCCCCGACCACGGAGGUCAAAAUGUCUUUAUUUCACUGGCAAAUACAACAGGAGGCAAAGAGAGUCGGAGGAGUUUCCCCUGAGCUGCUGAACAAGCAAGACGCAGAUGGUGACACGUUUCUGCACAUCGCAGUGGCACAAGGUAGACGGGCUCUGGCGUAUGUGCUUGCUGCAAAAAUGGCCAGCUCUGGCUCUCUGGACACGAAAGAGCACAACGGACAGACGGCGCUUCACAUUGCAGCCACCACCAAUCAACACUUGAUUGCGCACGACCUGCUGGCGCACGGAGCACAAGUCAACACUCGUGACUUCUGGGGCCGAUCUCCUUUGCACGUGUGUGUCGAGAAAGGCCACUUUCUCAGUCUUCAGAGCAUCUGGAGGACCCUAACUGCGAGCGGGCGACCGAUCGACAUCGACGUUUUCAAUUACGACGGUUUAACCCCACUCCAUGUAGCGGUCCUGUCUCACAAUGCGGUCGUUAAAGAGCAGCGGUGUCUGGAAAAUCCUUGUACGUACAUGGCGGCGGAGCUGGUGCGGAGGAGACAGACGCUUGUCGAAUGUGUUAAGACUGUGCUGCUCAUGGGCGCCUCCCACGGGACCAAGGAUCUGAAAAGCGGACGGACUUGUCUUCACAUGGCUUCUGAGGAGGCGAAUGUGGAGCUGUUGCAACUUUUCCUCGACCGGCCGUCCGCGAUGACCAUUGUAAAUGUUAAGACAUUCAGCGGAAACACCGCCCUGCACAUCGUCAGUUGUUUGCAAAACCGCCAAACUCAAGUGGAAGCGGUGAAGCUGCUGAUGAGAAAAGGAGCCGACCCCGGGUCCAAAAACUUUGAAAAUGAGCUUCCCUCUCAGCUGGUGCCUGAAGGACCCAUUGGUGAAAAGGUGCGGAUGAUCCUGAAAGGAAAACGUGUUUGUGCUUAAAUGAAGCUCAGAAACACUGUCAGUCAGACAGUCCACUCUAUCUAAAUAUUAUUUGCCAAAACAAGGCAGAUGCAGGUUGUUUCAGUGAAACAUGCCACAUUGUUCAUUACCAUGUAGUGCUCAAAAGAAAGGGAAGCUAUGACUUGUGUUUUGCUGUAGAGUAAGUAAAUGUUUUCUAGAUAAAGCUCGCAAUCAUCAAUCAGGUGUCGGGAGGAAUCGCGGUUGUUUGGACAGAUUUCACUGUUAAUACCUUAAUACCUUAUGGGAUCAUUUGGGCUAUUUAAAAAUAUGCAGAGUUCACAUAUUAUAGGUUGUUUCUUUUUACUGCGGUGUCCAUACAGUCAUGUGUUUGGAAUAGAAAAUACCUGUACAUGUAUUUUCUUGACAUGUAAAAUAACGUAAGUCACGUUGACAUAAUUUUACUGCGAACAGGUUUGAGUGUGAUGUUAUGUCAUCAAAAUGUUUGUUUUAAGAGGUUUCAAUAUUGCACAUUUUGUACAUAUCUUUCAAAUGUAAAUUCUGUGUAGGCCGAGUCCAAAAUAAUGUAGAUCUUGUGGAAAGUCUCGAUAUAUUCCGGCCACGCCGUUUCACUACAUUUCAUUGUUAAAUAUACCGCAAGCCGUGCAUUAACUGUGUGUGUGAUUUUCAACUCAAUAAAUAGUCUCUUCACAAUGAAAAGUUUAACUUGAUUUUGAUGUUUUUCCCACACGUGUAAAAAUCGGUUUUGACAG
Messenger RNA from Seriola aureovittata, 2437 nucleotides. It is a transcript of the gene nfkbiz, whose product is annotated as nuclear factor of kappa light polypeptide gene enhancer in B-cells inhibitor, zeta. Gene Ontology annotation, cellular component: nucleus. The transcript is spliced from 11 exons. Bases 375 to 1706 code for a protein of 443 amino acids. Gene Ontology annotation, molecular function: DNA binding; POU domain binding. Gene Ontology annotation, biological process: regulation of gene expression. Lineage: Eukaryota; Metazoa; Chordata; Actinopteri; Carangiformes; Carangidae. The record is from RefSeq and is a predicted model, not a curated record.